UACAGCGGGACCAACACAGCGCUGCAGAGAGCCAGUUCAAAAACAGGCGACAGUAUGAGCAUCUUCAGCUCCUCGCUGCUCUUUGAGAAGGUGCCCACUGGAAAAAGCAGAGACAGAUCCAGCAUCGAGAGCGUGGAGUGGUUCUGCAACAACCUGUACCUCGGCCUGAGAGACGGAGCGGUCCUGUAUCUGAGCGCGGGGAGGCCGAGCGCGGGGCCUGGAGGAGCGCGGGAGGUGGGCAGGAGGCAGAUGGGCCGGGGCGGGGCCGUCAGCCAGCUGAAGACGGUCCCAGUUCUGAACCACCUUCUAGUGCUCUGGGACGGAUCCGUCAGCGCUCUAAACAUGUUCUCCCUGGAGCCCGUCCCAGGCUUGAAGAAGAUCCAGAACGUGUCGGUGCUCUGCGUCAGCCAGCCUGCUGCUCACACUCAGCCGGUCUCCGUGAACCUCUUCACAGCCUCCACCAAGCGCCGGGCCAUCAGCGUGCACAAGGUGUGUGUGGACAGAUGGGAGUGUGUGGGCCAUGUGGCGCUGCCUCAGGACCCCGUGGCUCUGGCCGUGUGUGAGACCUGUCUGUGUGUGGCCACGAGCGACAGAUACUUUCUCCACGACUAUCUCACCCACAGCACCCUCGACCUGUUCCCCCACAACCUCCCCAAGCAGAACAUCCUCCUCAAUGAAAGCGGAGCGCGAGAGUUCCUCCUGAACGGGCCAGGAAAUCUGGGUAUGUUUGUGAAGACGGACGGUAUCUCUGAGAGGCCUCCUGUGCCGUGGGCUGAUGGAGUUCUGGACGCGGUGGUGGAUUUCCCGUAUGUUCUGGCUCUUCAGGGUCAGACCCUCCAUAUCUACAGUAUGCUGGACCAGCAGCUCAAACAGACCAUCUCAAUACAGAACCCCAAGAUACUGCUGUCCACCACAGAGAAUGUGCUGGUAGCUGCUGAGAGGGAGAUUCACUGCCUGUCACAGACGCCCCUGGAGGAUCAGAUUGAAGGCCUGCUCGGCCGCGAGCGAGCGGAUGAGGCUCUGACUCUGCUGGACGGAGUUCGAGCUCUCCUGCCGGAGGACUCGUAUAAGGAUUUGCACAGAAGUAUCAUCUGCACAUCUGGAUGGUUGAAGUUCUACAGGGAAGACUUUUCUGAGGCCAAAGAGCAUUUCAUUGAAGGUGGGCUGGACCCGAGGGACCUCAUCAGUCUCUACCCAGGAAUGGACGUCAUCACCCCGGACUAUAAAUCUCAGCGUCCGGCCGUGAGCAAUGCUAGAGACCUGCGGAUGCUAAGCCGAGACGACCGGCCAGCGUUUCAGCAGUACCUGAGCUUCCUGAGCCAGUUCUUAAGAGAGACUCGCGAGACGGUCCUGGGUCAGACCUGCCCGCAGGACGUGGACACGGCGCUGUUUAAGCUGUAUUUACAGCAGGAGGAGCAGGAACUUCUGGAGGAGCUCGUAUCUUCUCCCAAUCACUGCCUUCUACCAGUGUGUGUUCCUGAACUGGAGCAGCACAACAGAUUUUUCACAGUUGGACUGCUCUAUCAAAGCCAUGAUCAGCAUUUCAAUGCAAUUCAGACGUGGGUGCGGAUCGUGGACGGGGUGUGUGAGGACCCUCGGCCGGGUGUGUUUCUGCACAUCGUGAAAACUCUCUCUCAGUUCCAGCAGAAAUCCAUCAUCAUGAAAUUCAUAGAUUGGGUUCUUCAAAAAGACCAAAAGGAAAGGGUUCAGAUCUUCACCAAGAGAAAACCACAAGAUCAGAACAUGUUCGCACCAGAAGAGGUUCUAACGUUCCUGGAGAAGUACCCGGCCGCUCUGACUGUGUAUCUGGAAUAUCUGGUUCAUGAGCUGCACAGUGAGGAGGAGAAGCACCACACCCUGCUGGCCACCGCAUACAUCACACACAUCCUCCAGACCGCACAGAGAGCCCGGCACAGUGAGGAGAACACAGAGAUCAGAGACAAACUGCAGCACUUACUGUGGGAGUCCUCCAUCUACAACGUUAAUACUGUUCAAGCUAAAAUAAAGUCAUCAGCGCUGCAUGUGGAGAGAGCGAUCCUGCUGGGGCGAGCCGGCCAGCACAGAGCGGCCCUGCAGAUUCUGGUCAUCCAGGAAAAAGAUCAUCAGGCUGCAGAAAGCUACUGCAGGAGGACCUCUGCUGGCCAGAGCCGGGACUUUACCCAGCAGCUCUUCCUCUGCCUCCUCCAGGUCUAUCUGGAGUCGAGUCAGGGCAUCACUGCGGCCGUGGACCUCCUCAACAACAACGCCGCCACCUUUAACCCGGCCCGGGUCCUGCAGGUCCUCCCCAGCUCCUGGUCCCUCCAGCUGCUGAGGCGUUUCCUGUGUGACUCGCUGAGGGAGACGGUCCACGAGAGCAGGAUGAGAGGCCUGGAGAAGAACCUGGCCCACGUGGAGAACCUCAGACACAAAAACGCCUGGAUGGAGGCGACGCAAGAAAAGGUCAGACUGGACAGAAGCUGUGUUUGCCACUGCUGUCGUCUGCAGCUGACAGGGCCUGAGUUUCUGCGCAGGCCGACUGGUGAACUCAUCCACACGCACUGCUACAGCUCCGACAAGACCUGCUGAGAGAUUUAAAUACCCUAUAAACCCCCAGCAUCCUGCUACUGAUCCAUUUACAGACUCUGAGACACGUGCAUGUCCUCCAUCGAUCACAAUCUUUCUGAACUGCUGCUAAUACUGCUAAACACAGCACUGGAGCUCAACACGCUUGGAGGAGAACACUAGCUACUAAUUCUACAGCAAGCACAGUUAUGCUCUCUAGGACUCUCUAGACUGCUUUAUUGUAUUAGUAAGAAUAAAAUGAACUUUUAUGCUUCUUGAAUAUGUUUCUUAAAGCUCCACUAGGUAGGAUUGAGAUUUUGUGCUCGUGGGCUCCCCCUACAGUUGUAGAAUGUAAUAAAGGUUUCAGGCGGA
Messenger RNA from Astyanax mexicanus (Mexican tetra), 2913 nucleotides. RefSeq names its product transforming growth factor-beta receptor-associated protein 1. Bases 55 to 2565 code for a protein of 836 amino acids. Lineage: Eukaryota; Metazoa; Chordata; Actinopteri; Characiformes; Acestrorhamphidae. Gene Ontology annotation, biological process: vesicle-mediated transport; intracellular protein transport; endosomal vesicle fusion. The transcript has 12 exons. Gene Ontology annotation, cellular component: cytoplasm; membrane. The record is from RefSeq and is a predicted model, not a curated record.